This is a messenger RNA of Arvicanthis niloticus (Nile rat), 654 nucleotides long. RefSeq names its product programmed cell death 5 (gene Pdcd5). Gene Ontology annotation, molecular function: DNA binding. The record is from RefSeq and is a predicted model, not a curated record. Gene Ontology annotation, cellular component: nucleus; cytosol. Lineage: Eukaryota; Metazoa; Chordata; Mammalia; Rodentia; Muridae.
CGCAGUAAAAGGCGCCGUGCUCGAGUCUCGGGCUGAAGCGAUUCCAACCGAGUGUACCGGAGGGCGGGUGCGGCUGCGCGACCCCCCGACGGCCGCUGCGCCUGCGCGACGUGGGACAGCCGCGCCAUGGCGGACGAAGAACUCGAGGCGCUGAGGAAGCAGAGGCUGGCCGAGCUGCAGGCCAAGCAUGGAGAUCCUGGUGAUGCAGCCCAACAGGAAGCAAAACAAAGGGAAGCGGAAAUGAGAAACAGUAUCUUAGCCCAAGUUCUGGAUCAGUCAGCCCGGGCCAGAUUGAGUAACUUAGCACUUGUAAAGCCUGAAAAAACUAAAGCAGUGGAGAACUACCUUAUACAGAUGGCACGAUAUGGACAACUAAGUGGGAAGGUAUCAGAACAAGGUUUAAUAGAAAUACUUGAGAAGGUCAGCCAACAGACAGAAAAGAAGACAACAGUGAAAUUCAACAGAAGAAAAGUAAUGGACUCGGAUGAAGAUGACGACUACUAAGAGGGCGUGCUCAGACGGACGUACGGAGCAGUGUCUAGGACAGUCACCACCUUGUAAAUGUUUACUUUGUUCCCUGUCUAUAUAUGCCUUUUGAGAAAAUAAACUUGUACCUCAAACUCAAACAGUUUGGAUGUUUCAGAACCACAGGCA